Molecule: messenger RNA, 1275 nt
Organism: Recurvomyces mirabilis
Lineage: Eukaryota; Fungi; Ascomycota; Dothideomycetes; Mycosphaerellales; Teratosphaeriaceae
Exons: 2
Coding region: 1-1275 (424 amino acids)
Cellular component (GO): TRAPP complex; Golgi apparatus
Molecular function (GO): protein binding
Source: RefSeq, a predicted model, not a curated record
AUGGAUUCGCCAAAAUCGCCGCCUGGGAGUGUGCGUCGCCACGGACGCAAUAUUUCGCAGCCACUUUUACGGAGGAGCACGAAAGGUCCAUUAGACGCGGUGGACGACCCACUGGCCAACGCAAAAUCUACUCCACCCAUGGCAUCUCCAGUUGAGCAAGCUCCGUCGACCAUCUCUGCCGAUUCUACACUCACAGAGGCGGCCAUACCACAACGAGCAAAGCCAAACGUAGACAUUCGCUUCCUUCAGGCCCCGAAUCUGUAUCAACCAAUUCCAACAGAUGACGUUGCCCCGCCCUUCUUGUUAGCGAAGCAUCAACCUCCGUCCGAUACACCGCUGUCCAAUCUCAUCCAAAGCGGCCACUUUCGUCGCGCUGCCGGUGUUGCGGCGCAGCAGAUCCUGCAAUGCACAGCAGAAGAUGCCGAGCUUGCUUUCCAGCUACUAUACACCAGGUUUGCUUGCCUGAUUUUGAUCUCUCGCCCUGAUUUGGCAGCUCAGGAAGCGGUCCCGCUGCUUGAUAUAUUAGCCCGUAGCCCGCCGGGCGCUGAAGACCUGGUGGCUGUUAUGCCUUGGGAGCUGCGGCUGCUACUGAUCAGGUUGCAAUCAUUCACAGCUGCCGAUGGUGGUCGGCGGGGAGUCAUGGCUCUCUAUGCAUUGGCAGGUGAAUGUCGCGCGCGUGUCAAGGAAGCCAGAGCAAGUGACGAGUCUGCCGAAGUGGAGUCAUGGGUACAGCGCUUACGAGAUCUGGGUCUGCGAGUUGUAGAUGCGCUCGUAGAGAUGGGUGAGCUCGAGACUGCAACCAGGCAUCUCGAUUCUUUGUCGGAUGCGGAUGCAAAUGAGGUUGCUUACCGCAAGACACUCCUUCGCACUCGCGUUGGUGACAUGCAAAGCGCAAGAGAUUGCUUGGGCGGUGUUCAUAAUGCCAGUCGCAAAGCAGCUCUCACCGUGCUCAUGGAGAUGGCAGACGGAAAAGAGGCGACAAGAAGCUGGGAGUCACUAAUGAAUACCGAGUCCGAUCAUCCCGCCUAUGCAAAUAAUCUGGCUGUCGCGAUGGUCUAUGCUGAUCGAGUUGUGGAAGCCCGGGACUUGUUGGAGACUGCAGUGGCGGCCAGUCCUGCUUUCGCUGGCGUGCUCUUCAACAUUGGCACGAUUUACGAGCUGUGCAGCGACCGCGCUGUGGAUCAUAAGGCCGCACUGGCACGUAAGGUAGCCGAAAAGGAGCCUGUGCCGGCAUCUGGUGGGUGGGAAAGAAGUACAUAUGACUUCAAGCUAUGA